UAGGGUUGGAGUUGACCUGAUCUCCUUGGCUCUAUAAAACUCCAUUCUACAGAGGUUUAUGUUGGAGAGACACGGUUAUUCGUGCGUGUUGCUGUCGGUCUGUUUACGCACCAAUUCAGCGCAUUUCCCAGCAGAGAUCACUGUGAGAGUCGGGAGGAUGACCGCUCGAGCGUACUGCUCGUUGAUAGCGGUGUUAUCGUGUCUGUCCGGAUACUGGAGCAUAACAGACGCUACUCAAGGACGAAACACAGCAAAGCCAGGAGAGUGUCCACCCCAAAUCUCUGGAAAAAGAUUGUGUACCACACUCUGUAUCAAUGACUCUAACUGCCCCUACAAUGAGAAGUGUUGCAGCAAUGGAUGUGGAUAUUACUGUACAGCUCCAUGCACAGUAAAGCCGGGUCAAUGUCCCAAGACAAACAAGAUUCCAACAUGUGCUGAAAGCUGUAUCCACGAUGGCCAGUGCCCAACCACCAGUGGCCAUUCAAGGAGUAUACCACUGGGUCCGGGAAGUAGUGUGGGAGCUGGUCAGGGGAAUGGUCAGGGAACUUCUCUAGGUCGGGCAAGUGGUCAAGUAAAAGGUCGGGGAACUAGUCAAGGCUGGGGAAAUGUUAAGGGUCGUGGCCCAGGACAGGGAGCUGGUCGUGGCCCGGGAAGUGGCCCAGGACAGGGAGCUGGUCAGGGAAGUGGAGCUGGUCCGGGAAGUGGCCCAGGCCAGGGAGCUGGUCGUGGACGGGGAGCUGGCCCAGGACAGGCAGCUGGUCGUGGCCCGGGAAGUGGCCCAGGAGUGGGAGCUGGUCGAGGACCGGGAAGUGGCCCAGGACAGGGGGCUGGUCAGGGAAGUGGCCCAGGCCAGGGAGCUGGCCCAGGACCGGGAAGUGGCCCAGGACAGGCAGCUGGUCGUAGCCAGGGAAGUGGCCCAGGAGAGGCAGCUGGUCGUGGCCCAGGCCAGGGAGCUGGUCGUGGACCGGGAAGUGGCCCAGGACAGGGGGCUGGUCAGGGAAGUGGCCCAGGCCAGGGAGCUGGCCCAGGACCGGGAAGUGGCCCAGGACAGGCAGCUGGUCGUAGCCAGGGAAGUGGCCCAGGAGAGGGAACUGGUCAGGGAAGUGGAGCUGGUCGUGGCCAGGGAAGUGGCCCAGGACAGGGAGCUGGUCGUGGCCAGGGAAGUGGCCCAGGACAGGGGGCUGGUCAGGGAAGUGGCCCAGGCCAGGGAGCUGGCCCAGGACCGGGAAGUGGCCCAGGACAGGCAGCUGGUCGUAGCCAGGGAAGUGGCCCAGGGCAGGGAGCUGGUCAGGAGCUGGUCAGGGAAGUGGAGCUGGUCCGGGAAGUGGCCCAGGCCAGGGAGCUGGUCAGGGAAGUGGAGCUGGUCCGGGAAGUGGCCCAGGCCAGGGAGCUGGUCGUGGACUGGGAGCUGGCCCAGGACCGGGAAGUGGGCCAGGACAGGCAGCUGGUCGUGGCCCGGGAAGUGGCCCAGGAGUGGGAGCUGGUCGAGGACCGGGAAGUGGCCCAGGACAGGGGGCUGGUCACGGAAGUGGCCCAGACCAGGGAGCUGGCCCAGGACCGGGAAGUGGCCCAGGACAGGGAGCUGGUCGUGGACGGGGAGCUGGCCCAGGACCGGGAAGUGGGCCAGGACAGGCAGCUGGUCGUGGCCCAGGCCAGGGAGCUGGUCGUGGCCCGGGAAGUGGCCCAGGAGUGGGAGCUGGUCGUGGCCCGGGAAGUGGCCCAGGAGUGGGAGCUGGUCGAGGACCGGGAAGUGGCCCAGGAGUGGGAGCUGGUCGAGGACCGGGAAGUGGCCCAGGAGUGGGAGCUGGUCGAGGACCGGGAAGUGGCCCAGGAGUGGGAGCUAGUCGAGGACCGGAAAGUGGCCCAGGACAGGGGGCUGGUCAGGGAAGUGGCCCAGACCAGGGAGCUGGCCCAGGACCGGGAAGUGGCCAAGGACAGGCAGCUGGUCUUAGCCAGGGAAGUGGCCCAGGAGAGGGAACUGGUCAGGGAAGUGGAGGAGCUGGUCAGGGAAGUGGAGCUGGUCCGGGAAGUGGCCCAGGCCAGGGAGCUGGUCGUGGACGGGGAGCUGGCCCAGGACCGGGAAGUGGGCCAGGACAAGCAGCUGGUCGUGGCCCAGGCCAGGGAGCUGGUCGUGGCCCGGGAAGUGGCCCAGGAGUGGGAGCUGGUCGAGGACGGGGAAGUGGCCCAGGAGUGGGAGAUGGUCGAGGACCGGGAAGUGGCCCAGGACAGGGGGCUGGUCAGGGAAGUGGCCCAGACCAGGGAGCUGGCCCAGGACCGGGAAGUGGCCCAGGACAGGCAGCUGGUCUUAGCCAGGGAAGUGGCCCAGGAGAGGGAACUGGGAAGUGGCCCAGGACAGGGAGCUGGUCAGGGACGUAGCUCAGGACAGGGAACUGGUCAUGGACAGGGAAAUGGCCCAGGACAGGGAGCUGGUCAUGGCCAGGGAAGUGGUCAUGGACAGGAAAGUGGCCAGGGAGCUGGUCGUGCCCAGGGAAGUGGCCAAGGAGAGGGAGCUGGGUAG
Messenger RNA from Carassius auratus (goldfish), 2518 nucleotides. RefSeq names its product fibroin heavy chain-like. The transcript is spliced from 8 exons. Gene Ontology annotation, cellular component: extracellular region. Gene Ontology annotation, molecular function: peptidase inhibitor activity. The coding region runs from base 59 to 2518 and encodes 819 amino acids. The record is from RefSeq and is a predicted model, not a curated record. Lineage: Eukaryota; Metazoa; Chordata; Actinopteri; Cypriniformes; Cyprinidae.